GUGUCUUUUCUGCCGGCCCCCUCCACUGCUUUCCGACCCUCUGCACCCCGGCCGCUUUUCAUAAAGGCCCAUUGUCAAUAUUUCCGGACUUUGUCGGGAAUCCAGUCCGCUCUUCGUCGAGACGCUUUUCGCCCUGCUGCACCGUCAAUAUCACCCUCCCGUCCCCUCUUGUCUUGUCUCCAUCAGCCCCAGCCCACGAGAGUAGCACUCACCAGCUCCAGCUCCGCAUAACCACCUCUUACAAUGUCCGCCAAGUCAAUCCUCGAGGCCGACGGCAAGGCCAUCCUCAACUACCACCUCACCCGCGCUCCUGUCAUCAAGCCCACUCCUCUGCCGGCGUCGGCCACACACAACCCGCCGCCCAGGCUUGCAUCGCUGCACUUCCCGGCCGAUGCGGACGUCAAGGGCGUGCUCGACCAGGCAGAGGCCACUUACCCGUGGCUGCUGGCUCCCGGUUCCAAGUUCGUUGCGAAGCCAGAUCAAUUGAUCAAGAGGCGGGGCAAGAGCGGUCUACUGGCCCUGAACAAGACGUGGCCGGAGGCGAAGGAGUGGAUCCAGGCGAGGGCAGGCAAGCCGCAGAAGGUCGAGGCUGUCACGGGCGUCCUGAGGCAGUUCUUGGUCGAGCCCUUCGUCCCGCACCCGCAGGACACAGAGUACUACAUCAACAUCAACUCGGUGCGAGAGGGCGAUUGGAUCCUCUUCACCCACGAGGGCGGUGUCGAUGUCGGUGAUGUCGAUGAGAAGGCCGAGAAGCUUCUCAUCCCCGUCGACCUCAAGGAGUACCCUUCUAACGAGGUCAUUGCCUCAACGCUCCUGAGCAAGGUGCCCAAGGGUGUGCACAACGUCCUCGUCGACUUCAUCUCAAGGUUAUACGCUGUCUAUGUUGACUGCCAGUUCACCUACCUCGAAAUCAACCCUCUCGUCGUCAUCCCCAACGCUGAUGCCACCUCGGCUGAGGUUCACUUCCUGGAUCUUGCUGCCAAGCUUGACCAGACCGCUGAGUUCGAGUGCGGUGCGAAGUGGGCUAUCGCUCGCAGCGCAACUGCUCUCGGUACCCCAGCUGCCCCGAAGGAUGGCAAGACUACCAUCGAUGUCGGCCCUCCCAUGGAGUUCCCUGCUCCUUUCGGCCGUGAGAUGAGCAAGGAGGAGGCGUACAUCGCCGAGAUGGACGCAAAGACCGGUGCCUCGCUCAAACUCACAAUCCUCAACGCCUCCGGCCGUGUCUGGACCCUCGUCGCCGGUGGUGGUGCCUCGGUCGUCUACGCCGACGCCAUCGCCUCUGCCGGUUUCGCCAGCGAGCUCGCCAACUACGGUGAGUACUCUGGUGCGCCCACCGAGACUCAGACCUUCCACUACGCCCGCACUGUUCUUGAUCUCAUGCUCCGCGCUCCUCAGCACCCCGAAGGCAAGGUUCUCUUCAUUGGCGGUGGCAUUGCCAACUUCACCAACGUCGCCUCCACCUUCAAGGGGGUCAUCCGCGCUCUGAGGGAAGUCGCGCCCCUCCUCCUCGAGCAUAACGUCCACAUCUGGAUCCGUCGUGCCGGCCCCAACUACCAGGAGGGUCUCAAGAACAUCAAGAGUGUCGGCCAGGAGCUCGGUCUCGACAUGCACGUGUACGGCCCGGAGAUGCACGUGUCGGGUAUCGUGCCGCUGGCGCUUAUCCCUGGCAAGACGACCGACGUUAAGGAGUUCUCUGGUUAAGCGUGUGUAUACUAUAGCUGUCGAUGAUUUGUACUCUGUUUCCUGAGGUUCGAGGAAGGGAAGACGGGC
This is a messenger RNA of Trematosphaeria pertusa, 1770 nucleotides long. Its product is annotated as ATP citrate lyase-like protein subunit. NCBI's taxonomy places the organism in Eukaryota, Fungi, Ascomycota, Dothideomycetes, Pleosporales, Trematosphaeriaceae. The record is from RefSeq and is a predicted model, not a curated record. The coding region runs from base 244 to 1701 and encodes 485 amino acids. The transcript is spliced from 3 exons.